AUGGAGUUGGGCAAGGCAACACCGGUCGCACCACUGGACAAUGCGACCGCUGCACAGAUCGUCUGCCGGUUUUACCGCCUCGGUGUGUGCCGGUUCGGCAAUGCCUGCCGAUUCAUUCAUCCAAACGCCUCGCCGGGCGAUGAAACGGGUGGCAGUAGUCACGGCAGCAACCCGCUAGACGAUGAUGGUGAUGAUGGUGGUGGUGGCGGCGGUGGCUGUGAGCUAGUUCGGGUAAAGGACCCAAUCAACGACAUGGCGCCUGGGCUGGAGCCAUCCGUAUUCGACCUGUCCAAGUGCGUCAAUGCGCCCGUUUUCGUGCCCCAGUCUCGGUUGGUCGAUAAGCCGAACAUUCCGGCCCAGUUCGAUGAUGGGAUGCCGGAGGACGAAGAUGACGAAGCGGAUGAGGCAGACGAAGCGGAAGAGGCAGAUGAGGCGGAUGAGGCAAACGAGGCGGACGAUGAAGAAGACGAUGAUCAGAACAACGAGGCAAAUGAUGAAGAUGGAGAGGAGGCGGGUGCAGUUGGGCACGUGGCAUCGCCACUCUCAUACGCCAACGUUGUCACGAUGAACAACAACCACAACGGGCAUGAGGGAGAGCCUGAUCCUUUGGGAGAUCGAACGCAAUGUUUUGCGUGUCUCUGCUCAUACUAUGAGAUACAUGGUCAGUGCCCGCACGAGAACUGCGUGUACCUGCACGGGGAACUGUGCGAGCUGUGCCACAAGUACUGUCUGCUUCCAAGCGACAGAGAACAGCAGCGGCAGCAUCACGCCGAUUGCAUCAAGCAGCAUGAGCGCGAGAUGGAGCACGCGUUCGCGGUUCAGCGGUCGACCGACAAGACCUGCGGCAUCUGCCUCGAGGUGGUGAUGGAAAAGCGAGUUCGCGAGCAGCGCUUCGGCAUUCUGCCCAACUGCAAGCACACCUUCUGUCUCAGUUGCAUCCGCACCUGGCGUAAGGCCACUAACUUUGCCAACAAAAUCAAACGAGGCUGUCCGACGUGCCGUGUACCGUCGGAUUUUGUGUGCCCAAGCUUCGUAUGGGUCGAAUGCGGUGCGGAGAAAGACCAGCUGAUCGAGAACUACAAGAAGGCGUGCAACAACACCGACUGCAUGCACUUCAAGCGCGGUGCCGCCUCGUGUCCAUUCGGCAACAAGUGCUUCUAUCGCCACGCGCUGCCUUCCGGCGAGCUGGUCGAUCUGGGAGCACCUUCCCGGCGCCGCAAUCUGGGACGGCGCAACCGCGAGUACGAAGAGCGGGUGCAGGUGAUCCAGUCCAUCGUCGACGCCCUGCUGAUGAGCUCGGUGCACUCCGAUUUCGACGGUGAUUCGGAGGACGAAGCCAACUUGUUCAUGCAUGAGUACGGCUUACACAUCGAGUACUCGACCGACGGCAGUGACGACAAUUUGUUCUAA
Molecule: messenger RNA, 1410 nt
Organism: Anopheles nili
Lineage: Eukaryota; Metazoa; Arthropoda; Insecta; Diptera; Culicidae
Product: E3 ubiquitin-protein ligase makorin-2-like
Exons: 3
Coding region: 1-1410 (469 amino acids)
Biological process (GO): protein polyubiquitination
Molecular function (GO): metal ion binding; ubiquitin protein ligase activity
Source: RefSeq, a predicted model, not a curated record